UAUCCUUGACAUAUCGUAAAAUUGUUCGUGAUCAGCAAAAAUUGCAAAAUUUCAUUUAAAAAUUGUGGAAGUAAUUAUUAAUAUUAAAAACAUAGAAACACACAUCGAAUUGUUAAUUCAUUUUCUCUAGCUCUAAUAAUUUAUAAAUAAAUAUAUAUAUAUAUAUAAAUGUUAUUAUGCAAUAAUAUUAUUAAAAUUAGAAUUAAUCUAAUAUGUGUGUGAGAGACACUCUAUUUGAUUGAAUAGAGUAAUAUGAACAAAAGAAAAGUAUCAGUCAUCUGUUUUUUUUUUUCAAAAGAGAAAAAAAGAAAGGGGGAUGUCUAAAAUAGAAAAUACAGAUCUCACAGCUGGAGGAGAUGCACCUCCUGUUGAAGCGAUAAAGACCGAUUGCGCUGACAGUACAAUCGCACACGCAGUAAAAGGAACUGAUGUAAUACCGGAAGCUGCAUCCACGGAAGAAAUUGCAAAAGAGGUAUUAAUCGCGCAGGCCGAGCGUUCGAUAGAAGCGACAAUUGACACAAAUGUACCUAGCGGAGUAGAAGUCGCCAAUCCAGAUGCACAUAUUGAAGAGAUUACUAACAUAAUCACAGAGAUUGCUCAUGCAGCUAAGGAGGACGUGAACCCGGUACGAACCGAAGCGCAAGGGUCCGCUAAUAAUUCUGUGAUCGCUCUUCGAAGCGAAGAAACGCCACAGUCGAAAUCUGAAGAAAAGGCUGAUACGUCAAAGCAGGAUGCAAGAAGUAACAACGCGGCGUAUAUAUCCAGAUUGGAGGCGGAAGUGCGGGUGAGAAAAUCUUCCGAGAGCACGGAACCCUGUCCUGAAAGAAUCGAAUCACCUCAGCUCGAUAACGAAAAAAGAACAAAGGAGCGCGACAGUUAUCAGAAGAAGUUGGAAGAUGCGGAGACGAAGCUGGCCGCCUUGCAAACAUCCUACGACGCGAUAAUAAGUCACGGCGGUGACGAGGAUACCCUGCAACAAUCGGUGGAGCAGUUGCGCGGACAACUGGUACAGACGGCAUUGAUGUACGAGGAACGUAAUCGCGUGGUUGCUAAUCAGGAGAACCAGAUCAAUGCUCUGAACAAUCAAGUGACCUCGUUGAAGGAAGUGAUAUCGAUCACCCGGGAUCUAUUGCAGAUCCGUAACAUGGAGGUGAAACAGCUGCAAGCUGAAGUCGAUAAUAUGGAGAAGAAGAUUUCCGAGGAACGCGAUCGGCAUAACGCGAUGAUUAGCAAGAUGGACGCGGCGAUGAGACUCAAUGCCGAUCUCAAGAAGGAAUAUGAAACCCAGUUAUCUCUGUUUCAAAGUCUUCGUGAGAAAUACGGCGAAAAGAUCACUCUGUUGUCGAAGGAGAAGGAAGCCCUCGAAACGGCCGCCUCUGCACCCAAAUGAAAAUACUUUCGCAUGUCCUCAACAUCAUUAAUAGACAUAUUUGAAACAUAAAUUCUUUUUUAUCUGUCAAUCUAAUGUGCAUUAAAAACGUUUUCUUUGUCGUCGUA
Messenger RNA from Wasmannia auropunctata (little fire ant), 1497 nucleotides. Its product is annotated as tropomyosin-like. The transcript has 5 exons. Bases 317 to 1390 code for a protein of 357 amino acids. The record is from RefSeq and is a predicted model, not a curated record. NCBI's taxonomy places the organism in Eukaryota, Metazoa, Arthropoda, Insecta, Hymenoptera, Formicidae.